AUGGCACCUCCACUCAACUCUCAGGAUGAUCGUGCAGCGUUUGUUGACGCUUGUAUCAACAAGCGUAAGAAAGCGAUGCAUGCCUGGGAGUCUCUUGGCUUGAUCAGUGAGAAGUUACAUGAUGAGCAACACGGCUACUUCGUCAACAAGGAGAAGGCAGACAAGGCUAACGAACUGCAAAGAGUGGUUGAGGGAAUAGCAAAGUCGUUUGCUACGUCGUAUCGUGGCACCAUUGAAGAACUCCAUACUUACCUGGCUGAAGACAAUGCCUUCUCGGAAGAUGUCCUCCGGCUCGGACAAGAAUUUGGAGUGAAGAUAUGGGGUCGUAUAGAAGACGGCGAAAUACGCUCGUCAGGUGAAUCCCAAGGAAACGGCAUCGAGGAGCAGGACUGGGACGACCCAAAAGACCGCCAGAAGUGA
Messenger RNA from Alternaria infectoria, 420 nucleotides. RefSeq lists its product as uncharacterized. NCBI's taxonomy places the organism in Eukaryota, Fungi, Ascomycota, Dothideomycetes, Pleosporales, Pleosporaceae. The coding region runs from base 1 to 420 and encodes 139 amino acids. The transcript has a single exon. The record is from RefSeq and is a predicted model, not a curated record.